This is a messenger RNA of Lethenteron reissneri (Far Eastern brook lamprey), 2817 nucleotides long. RefSeq names its product solute carrier family 15 member 2-like. Gene Ontology annotation, molecular function: transmembrane transporter activity. The record is from RefSeq and is a predicted model, not a curated record. Gene Ontology annotation, biological process: transmembrane transport; oligopeptide transport. Gene Ontology annotation, cellular component: membrane. Lineage: Eukaryota; Metazoa; Chordata; Hyperoartia; Petromyzontiformes; Petromyzontidae.
UAAUAAACGUAUGUAAGCGCAGGAUUUAAAGAGACUGCAGCGGUUUGUAAACUGCAGAACCUCGGAGACUGCCUGAGCAAAUAUGGCAAAACUGGAAAAAGAGAACAUGGACAUAGCGAUGGAAGAUGGAAAGAGUUCUGCCCCCAGGAAGAGGGUCAAGACAUUCUGCGGCUCCAACUACCCCAUCAGCAUUGCCUUCAUUGUCGUUAAUGAGUUCUGCGAGCGUUUCUCCUACUAUGGCAUGAAAGCUGUGCUGGUGCUGUACUUCCGUUAUUUCCUGCACUGGAAUAACAACACAGCCACGUCUGUCUACCAUGCCUUCAGCGGACUCUGCUACUUCACACCCGUACUCGGGGCCAUCAUUGCUGAUUCCUGGUUGGGGAAAUUUAAAACCAUCAUCUAUCUGUCCAUAGUCUACGUGCUGGGCCAUGUCGUGAAGUCCAUUGGUGCUCUACCUGAUGUCGGAGGGCACACUGUUCAUGUGGUCUUGGCAAUGGUCGGGCUAGGACUCAUUGCUCUGGGCACCGGAGGCAUCAAACCCUGCGUGGCAGCUUUUGGUGGUGAUCAGUUCCAACCAGGCAUGGAUCAUGAGAGAGGAAAGUUUUUCUCCAUUUUCUAUUUGUCCAUCAAUGCUGGCAGCCUCAUUUCAACCUUUGUCACUCCUAUACUGCGAGACGAUGUGCAGUGUUUUGGAGCGGACUGCUAUGCUCUGGCAUUUGGCGUACCUGCCAUUCUCAUGGUGGUUGCUCUUGUUGUCUUUAUUGGGGGGAGCAGCACAUACACAAAGAAUCCACCAGAGGGGAAUGUAUUGGUCAACGUGAGCAACUGCAUUGGGUUUGCAAUCAAGAAUCGCUGGAAUCACCGGGGCAAGCAGUUUCCCAAGCGAGACCACUGGUUGGACUGGGCAAAAGGAAACUACGAUGAGGAUCUUAUCAUGGAAGUCAAGAUGGUACUCAGGGUCCUUUUCUUAUACAUCCCGCUGCCAAUGUUCUGGGCCCUUUUUGAUCAGCAGGGUUCAAGAUGGACUCUGCAAGCAACAACCAUGACUGGAGACUUUGGUGCCUUUGUUCUGAAGCCUGAUCAAAUGCAGACAAUAAAUCCCAUCCUAAUUCUUGUGCUCAUCCCAAUCUUUGACGUUGCGAUUUAUCCACUCAUCAAGAAGUGUGGCAUCAACUUUAGUCCGCUUCGCAGGAUGGCAGUGGGUAUGAUCCUGGCAGCUCUUGCGUUUGUUGCAGCAGCACUGGUGCAAUUGGAAAUUGAUAAAACACUGCCCGAUUUCCCAUCAUCGGGAGAAUUCAGCUUGAGAGUCAUCAACGCCGGAGCUCAUCCACUGAACAUCCAGUUUGAGAAUUAUGAGUUUGACGUGGCGAAUAUGUCGGCUUCUGUGCACAAAUCGUUCAAUAUUGUGGCGAGAAAACCGUUUGAAAUAGUGGCAUUUCGAGAUGGCACAAAGUUCACCUGUCCCUUUAAUGCUGAAGAGAGGGAGUCAAUGACUGUGAUAUUUUAUGAAAUCCCAGAUGAGCUACGCCUUCAAUGUAAACAGGAAAAUGAUUUAGUCUCAAAACCUGAAGAAGGCAUGGCAGCAGUGAGAUUUGUUGGUGGGAACAGUGAAAUUAAAACUGUUGAUAUUGGAACUUACAGUACAGUUAAUGUGAGUGGAGACUAUAAUUUUACAGACUACCAGCUGGUAUUUCGUGGAAAAUAUAAAAUCAUGUCGGAAAAAAAUGAUUUAGGAGAGGUUUUUUUGGAUUUCGGGGCUGCCUACACAAUCCUUUUGAAACCGGAUGAAUUCGGUAUCCUAAAGAUACAGGAUUUGCCAGAAAACUCCAUAAACUUAGCUUGGCAGGUUCCCCAGUAUUUCCUGCUCACAGCUGCAGAAGUAAUGUUUUCAGUUACUGGGCUGGAGUUUUCAUACUCUCAGGCACCGACCAGCAUGAAGUCGGUGCUGCAGGCAGGUUGGCUUCUCACAGUGGCGUUUGGAAACGUCAUUGUACUGAUUGUGGCUGAGGGUGCAAAUAUGGAGCAGUGGGUGGAGUUCAUCCUGUUUGCCUGCCUGCUGUUUGCGGUGUUCAUCAUAUUCUCAAUAAUGGCGUACUUCUACGUGUACGUGGACCCAAGCAACCUCAAAAACAAAGAAAAGGAAGAAAAGGGAAGCAUCAUUUCUCUGGACGACUUCAAGCCAAUCGCUGCUGAAACUGACAAACAGACCAAGUUGUAACCCAUGCAAAGGAACACUACUUUGCAAAGAAACACAUGUCUGUGUAGCAGCAUAAAAAGGGGCUCAUCAAUGGCAUCAGUACAUUUCAAUGAUAUGUUUUGUAUUGUAUUAAAUACAAAUUGAGUGGACAGCACUUUUUACCUGAUGGUGAUCAUUUAACUAUCGUGCUUUCGAAUUUUGUACAUUAUUGAAGAUGAUCAAGCAAAAAUACUCCACUGUAAAAUAAAAUCAAAUAGACAAAAUGUAAAAUAACAGACUGUCCUGUACACUCAAAUGUAGGAAUAAAACAGCAUUUAUUCAGCAUUAUCAUUCCGAUUAUAGUAUACUGUACUUUUGAUAGUACUGCAAUUUAAAAUGCAUACACAUGGUGAUUUAAAAGAACAAUAUAGAUAAUACUAUAGAUUGCAUAUUAAUUAAAAAAUUGGUAAACAACACUUUUAAAUCGUACGUUAAGAUUAUUUUGAUUAAACGUUUUAUUUUUUCCAUGUUUUGAAAAUGUAAAAUUAUUCAACUCAAUGUUAAGUACAUCUGACGUCUGUUUAGAUGUUUAAAAUUGUAUGUUUUGUAACGGAAAUAUAAAUAAAUCAAUUUGAAAUGUG